Malassezia japonica is the source of this 1305-nucleotide messenger RNA. RefSeq lists its product as uncharacterized. NCBI's taxonomy places the organism in Eukaryota, Fungi, Basidiomycota, Malasseziomycetes, Malasseziales, Malasseziaceae. The coding region runs from base 1 to 1305 and encodes 434 amino acids. Gene Ontology annotation, molecular function: RNA binding. The record is from RefSeq and is a predicted model, not a curated record. The transcript has a single exon.
AUGGCGUCUGGAGGCGGCUCGAGCCGCCGCGUGCUGCGGUCGCUCGACCACAUGUGGAUGGGAACGAACAACAAGUUCAUGCGUAAGCUGCGGCCAACCUAUGCCCAAGCGCCGAUUCCGUUUGUUCCGCCCAAGGACCGCAUUGCCUUUUGGAACAUUGUGCCCGGCGACGUGGUCAAGCUGCGCACCGGCACGGUGGGCCGCGACGAGCAGGACCGCCAGAUUCGCGGCGAGGGAAUCGUCACGUCGGUCGACCGCACGACGAACCGCCUGUGGCUGCGCGAUAUCAGCGAGGAAAACAAGCGCGCGCCGAAGAAUAUUAAGCACGUCAUUCCACGUCUCGUGGACCCCGAGGCAGGCCCGGAAAAGGGCUUCUCGGGCAAUAUCUCGUCGGUGCCGCGCCCGGUACACUACUCCAAGGUGAUGCUCAAGGUGCCGAACACGGACACGUAUGCGUCGCGCAUCGAGCGGUCGAAGCCGUUCUUUGACAAGCGCAAGAACAUGUUUUGCUGGAAGCGCUUUGCGGUCGUCAAGGCGACCACGGAAGAAGCCGUGCGCUCCGGCCGCGCGCUCGAGCGCGUCGAGGUGCCGUGGCCCAAGCUGCCGGAGCGGCGGCGGCCGUUCAAUGCGAGCCACGCCGACGCGCAGCUCGUCCAGGAAGAAACUUUCCGGCCGUGGGUGCCCGAGGACCCCGUGCUACUGCCUAUGCACAAGCCGCGUACAACGCCUGCGAACGAGGCGAUUGCUGCUGAGAAGUACGAGCAGUGGGAGGCGCGGGUGGCGCGAAAGCGCGCCGAGCACAAUGCGUCGAGCGCCGCGCCUCUCGGCGCCAAGUCCUACGAGGGCUUUGCGCCGAAAGAGACCAUCCGCCCGCCGCCGGUUGCGCAGCCCCCGCGCGUGUCCGAGCUGGUGCACGCGGAGGAGGAGCGCCUCGCAGACUUUGUGCACAACCCCGAGGCGGAGGAGCACGUCGCCAACGGCGGCCAGCUCUUUGCCGCGUCGGACUACCUCGACAUUGCGCCGCAGGUCGGCCCGGCCGCGGGCGGUGACUGGAGCGCGCUCGGCACCACGCCGACGAACGGCGAGCGCGACGCUGCGGGCCGCCUCGCGCACGCGCCGAGCAAGCGCGAGGUGGAUGCAAUGCCGAUCGAGCUGCUCAUGGCCAAGGACCUCGCAAACGAGCGUGGCCUCAAGUGGCGCAUGCGCCGCUACAAGCAAAAGAAGGAGGAGCGUGCCGCAGAGGCGGCCGAGCAAGAAAAGGAGCACAAGUCGCUCAUGCGUGAGCUGGAUGCGCUCCGUAUGUAA